This is a messenger RNA of Ipomoea nil (Japanese morning glory), 561 nucleotides long. RefSeq lists its product as uncharacterized. The coding region runs from base 115 to 561 and encodes 148 amino acids. NCBI's taxonomy places the organism in Eukaryota, Viridiplantae, Streptophyta, Magnoliopsida, Solanales, Convolvulaceae. The record is from RefSeq and is a predicted model, not a curated record. The transcript has 2 exons.
AUGCAGAAGAGGAAUCGUCGCCAAGUAGCUUCAACUCCGUCACUCAACAGCUUCUUCUCCGUCACCCAACAGCUUUAACUCCGUCGCGCCGGUGACCGGACUUUCCGAUUCUCCAUGGCUGGGUCCUCCGUUAAGCGGUCAAAGCGUCGAAGGGGUAGUUCUUUCAGUGUUGGUCAAGGUGAUUUUGCGGUUGAUCCGGUAGUCGCUGUUUUGGAAGAGCCGGUUGUUGCUGUCGAUGUGGUGGCACCUUUGCCACGGACUGAUGCUGCCGAAGGACCGCCUCAGCCCGCACAGCCAGCCCCGGUGUUGGACGGCUCAGAUGUUGAGCCUAAUGAAGUUGAUGAGGCAUUGUUCCCCCCUUUGAAGAUUCGCGUUUUUCUGAAGCAUCUGGUUAAACUGAUGAAGCGGUUUAAUGCUUGCCAAAGGAUAAUGUUUUUAGUGGCAUCGUUUGUGUGUUCUUGGAUGUUUGUUUGGUUUAUGAAUUUUCACGUUGACAUUGCGUGUUACAUAUGUAUCCCAUAUUUCACUUUCAAUUUGUGGUUGUUUUUCUUUUCACUCUAG